UGCACUUAUAGUAUGAUUGUCUUGCGGUGCGCUUUUCUGGAAGUUUUAUGAUUGCUUUACAUGAAUUACUUGGCUAUAUAUAGUUAGGAUUUGUAGAUAUUUGUGUUACUUUAUUGAAAUGCUUUGCUUAUCAUCUGACUACCUGACCGCUUUUAAAUAUAAGCGGAAUAUCUGCAUGUUGUCAUUGGGCAGGCAUUGAGGUCAAUCUAGUGCUGUCAUUUCAGGAUGUCUAACUUUGACAUAAAGCCAAGCCAUACCACAGAGAAUUAUAAACCUGGAUCAGGUAGUGACACUUCUUUAAAAAAACGACUUGGUGUUAUCGCAACCUGUGUCGUCGGGGGGUCAUUGGUCGCUCUGUACUCAGUGGCUGUACCGUUUGUUGCACCAGCAUUAAGGAAAGUGUGUCUUCCAUUCGUUCCUGCAACAUCUACACAAAUCGAAAACGUCCUUAAAGUUUUACUAACCAGAUCUGGGUCUCUAGUUGAUAUCGGAAGCGGAGAUGGACGAAUAGUUAUAGCUGCAGCAAAAAGAGGCUUCAAAGCAGUUGGCUUUGAGCUGAACCCAUGGCUGGUCUGGUACUCCCGAUACAAAGCCUGGAGGGAAGGUGUUCAUCACAGCACAUCUUUUUAUAUUUCAGAUCUUUGGAAGGUCAGUUUUUCACAAUACUCGAAUGUCGUCAUCUUUGGUGUUCCUCAGAUGAUGGAACAGCUUGAAAUCAAGCUGCAAACCGAACUGCAUAGUUCAUCUAAAGUGGUAGCUUGUCGCUUUCCUUUUCCUACUUGGUCUCCUGAUGAUAUAGCUGGUGAGGGAAUUGACACCGUGUGGAUUUAUGAUGCCAAGACAUUCAAAACUCUCAUCAGAAAUGACAAAGACAAUGAAGGACAAGAUGAUGUAACUCAGCAGAAGUGAACUAGGAUAACAAGUGAUCCAUUCUUUUACAGCACUGAUUAACUGACAUACAUGUUUGUCUAUUAAAAAAGGUUGUACUGUGCAUACCAGCAAACUGUUUUAUGUGUGUUGAGUACUUGAAUAGUAUUCAUACUGUUUGCUUUUAUUUUGAUAAGAAAAAUGUUUUAUGUGCUCUUGUUUAAUUUGUUUGCCUUUGUAUAUUCAAUAAUUAUGUGAAGUUUGUCAAAUAAAAUUCAUUGGAAUAAUUAUGUUAA
Messenger RNA from Triplophysa dalaica, 1163 nucleotides. RefSeq names its product fATP synthase c subunit lysine N-methyltransferase (gene atpsckmt). Gene Ontology annotation, molecular function: protein-lysine N-methyltransferase activity. The transcript has 4 exons. Lineage: Eukaryota; Metazoa; Chordata; Actinopteri; Cypriniformes; Nemacheilidae. The record is from RefSeq and is a predicted model, not a curated record. Gene Ontology annotation, cellular component: mitochondrion. Gene Ontology annotation, biological process: regulation of mitochondrial ATP synthesis coupled proton transport; positive regulation of proton-transporting ATP synthase activity, rotational mechanism; peptidyl-lysine trimethylation. Bases 226 to 909 code for a protein of 227 amino acids.